CGCUGGGGACAUGAUGACAUCAACUUCCAUCCUCUCCCUGGGAGAAGCAGGCAAGAAAAGCCUCAGCUCCAUCAUCAAGUGGUGGUCCAGAACUCAGUCAAAGAGAUGCAUUGUCAAGAUUCAGAGAGCCUCAGCUCCAUCAUCAAGUGGUGGUCCCAGAACUCAGUCAAAGAGAGGCAUUGUCAAGAUUCAGAGAGACACUGGUACAGGUAGGAGAAGUCUGAGGUUCAAGGAAGGACCAAAAGGAACGAAAGGACAGCCGUUCCGAAAGUGAAAAC
Geodia barretti is the source of this 278-nucleotide messenger RNA. Lineage: Eukaryota; Metazoa; Porifera; Demospongiae; Tetractinellida; Geodiidae. The record is from the annotation of a GenBank genome assembly.